UACGUGCUUCUAAGAUGACAAUGAGCCAACCGAAGAUUAUUGAGUUUGAGGAGGGAUGGGAGUUUAUGCAGAAGGGAAUCACAAAAUUGAAGAAAAUUUUAGAAGGACAACAACUUUCUUUCAGCUCUGAAGAGUACAUGAUGCUCUACCAAACUAUAUACAGCAUGUGUACACAGACGCCCCCAAAUGAUUACUCACAGCAGUUGUAUGACAAGUACAGGGAAGAAUUUGAAGAAUACAUCAAUUCUACUGUUCUGCCUGCUUUAAGAGAGAAGAAUGAUGAGUUUAUGUUGAGGGAGUUUGUGAAACGAUGGGAGAAUCAUAAAGUUAUGGUCAGGUGGCUGUCACGGUUCUUCCAUUAUCUCGACCGAUCUUUUAUUGCCCGAAGGUCGCUACCUGCACUUAACGAAGUUGGUCUGACAUGCUUUCGUGAUCUGAUUUAUCAGGAGCUGAACGGUAAAGCCAGAAAUGCAGUUAUUGUGUUGAUUGAUCAAGAACGUGAGGGUGAGCAGAUUGACAGAGCUUUAUUGAAGAAUGUGCUUGAUAUAUUUGUUGGAAUUGGAAUGGGAGUAAUGGAGGAUUAUGAGAAUGACUUCGAAGAUGCAAUGCUUAAAGAUACUGCAGCUUAUUAUUCUCGGAAAGCUUCAAGUUGGAUCGUGGAAGAUUCUUGUCCAGAUUAUAUGUUGAAGGCCGAGGAGUGCUUGAAGAAAGAAAAGGAUAGAGUGUCUCAUUAUCUCCAUGUCACUAGUGAGACAAAACUUCUAGAGAAAGUGCAAAAUGAAUUAUUGGCCUUUCAAUGUAUGUUUGUUGUUUACAUGCUAUUUGAUGUUGUUCUCUUGCUCUUACUGCCCCACUCUCUUUUGUACACUCAGGUAGAGGAUUUAUCUCGAACGUAUAGGCUAUUCCACAGAAUUCCUAAGGGAUUGGAACCUGUUUCAAAUAUGUUUAAACAGCAUGUGAUUUCUGAAGGCAUGAUCUUGGUGCAACACGCUGAAGAUUCGACAAGUAACAAGGCCGAAAGUUCUGGCUCAGGAGAGGAACAGGUCUUUGUUAGAAAGUUGAUUGAGCUUCACGAUAAGUCCCAGGCUUAUGUUACAGACUGUUUUGCUAAUAACCCUCUCUUUCAUAAGGCUCUCAAGGAGGUAUUUGAGGUCUUUUGUAACAAGAUUGAGUCUGGUUGUUCAAGUGCAGAGCUCCUCGCCUCUUAUUGUGAUAAUAUUCUUAAGAAAAGAGGGAGUGAAAAACUCAGUGAUGAUGCUAUUGAGGAGAAUGUUGGAUAA
This is a messenger RNA of Lycium barbarum (goji berry), 1280 nucleotides long. RefSeq names its product cullin-1-like. The transcript has 12 exons. Gene Ontology annotation, biological process: protein ubiquitination; ubiquitin-dependent protein catabolic process. The record is from RefSeq and is a predicted model, not a curated record. Gene Ontology annotation, cellular component: cullin-RING ubiquitin ligase complex. Gene Ontology annotation, molecular function: ubiquitin protein ligase binding. NCBI's taxonomy places the organism in Eukaryota, Viridiplantae, Streptophyta, Magnoliopsida, Solanales, Solanaceae. Bases 15 to 1280 code for a protein of 421 amino acids.